AUAAAACAGCUAAAAAGAUGUGCCUACUGCCACUAAGAUAUUGUCAUUAUUACAGUGUGGAAAAGAGAAGCUGAGAGGAGAACGUGUGCUCGACUUGAGUGUUUAUAGACUUCCAGUUUGUCUCAGCCUUUUGCAGCAUGGAUGACUUCAAGCAGUUUGACCAGGACUUCUACCAAACAGGAUAUUACAUAGAUGACCAGGGUCGUGCUGUGGCUUAUUACGACACUGAUAGUGCACAAAAUGCAAACAACGUAGACCCUUACAUGGAACAGCAUUACCCUGGAGAGAUCUACCAGCCAACCAUGCAUUCCACUGGAACCGAGUAUCUAGAGGAGGAACCUCCACUUCUUGUUGAACUGGGAAUUGAUUUUGAUCAUAUGUGGCAGAAGACCCUUACAGUUCUGAACCCUUUGAAGCCUGCAGAUGGCAGCAUUAUGAAUGAGACAGAUCUGACAGGUCCUAUCCUCUUCUCCAUCGCUCUGGGCGUCACUUUAAUGAUGGCAGGUAAAGUUCACUUUGGUUAUGUAUAUGGGAUCAGUGCCAUUGCCUGCAUUGGUAUGUACAUCCUGCUCAGUCUGAUGAGCCCCCUGGGAGUUUCUUAUGGCUGUGUGGCUAGUGUCCUGGGGUACUGCCUCCUACCCAUUGUGGUCCUCUCUGCGUUUGCUGUUUUCUACUCCUUGCAAGGCAUCGUGGGAACAGUCCUGGCUCUGAUGGCCAUUUGUUGGUGCAGCUUCUCAGCCUCCAAGAUCUUUAUCUCCACCCUGGCAAUGCAGGAGCAGCAGCUGCUGGUGUUUUACCCUUGUGCUCUGUUGUAUGGACUUUUCACACUGCUCACUGUCUUUUAACAUCCAGUUGAUCAAAUCCAACUUCUAAUUUAAUUUAAUUUCCAUUUAAAGGAAAUUAAAUUCAUGAAUGCAAAUGAUCCCUGCAUUCAUAAAAUGAAUGCAGGGAUCAUUCAUAAAAUGAUCCCUGUAUUUUAUGAAUGCCUUUGGAAGUGUGAAGGCUGUUAGAUAUUUGCCCUCAAACACAGGAGUAAAUAAGUGUGAAGAUUUUUGUUUUGUUUUCUGUUCCGAAAAAAAAUACUCAGUAAUUUUUUUUUCUAUAUGUCUGCACAGUUAAGAGAGUGGCUACACAUAUGCCAAUACAAAUAUGAGAAUCCAUUAAUCCCAGUACAAACAUUCAGC
Gambusia affinis (western mosquitofish) is the source of this 1184-nucleotide messenger RNA. RefSeq names its product protein YIPF7-like. Gene Ontology annotation, biological process: vesicle fusion with Golgi apparatus; endoplasmic reticulum to Golgi vesicle-mediated transport. The record is from RefSeq and is a predicted model, not a curated record. The coding region runs from base 138 to 845 and encodes 235 amino acids. The transcript is spliced from 7 exons. Lineage: Eukaryota; Metazoa; Chordata; Actinopteri; Cyprinodontiformes; Poeciliidae. Gene Ontology annotation, cellular component: trans-Golgi network.